CCUAACUAAUAUGGAUAUACUAUAAACUAAAGAUAUUAUUUAAAAAAUCUGAAAUUGUUUUUAGUGAGUCACUUAAAACUAGUGAUUAUCAAUUAAAAUGUCCAAAAAUAUAGUUUAUGAGGGGUGGUUGACAAAGUCGCCCCCCACUAGACGAAUAUUUAAAACGAAAUGGAGAAGAAGGUGGUUUGCAUUGCGACAGUCAGGCGAACUUCCCGGCCAGUAUUUUUUGGAUUAUUACUCAGACCGAAAUCGGAGACGUCUAAAAGGAACUAUAAACCUUGACCUAUGUGAACAGGUCGAUGCUGGGUUACACAUGACCCGCAAUAGUAGUGGAUCCCUAGAUCCUAGAAUCCGCGGUUCGGUGUUCUCUAUUCAAACUCAAUUGCGAACAUACCACUUAGAAGCUGAUUGUGAAGCAGACAUGGUGAAGUGGGUUGAAGCAAUAUGCAGUUGCUGUGGGCUAAGGGCUACAAGUUCUUCACCUGAACCAAGGAGAAAAGGCACAUAUCAAAACAGUUCAGUAACAGUUAUGAAUGAUCCAUACGAAUUACCAGAAGGUACUGGACCCUACAUACCGAUAUCUGAAUGCAUAACUGGAGUGCGUGCGCCGGACUCUCAAAGAGCAUUUUCGUUUGAUCCCAAAAAUAUAGUUGUUGGCUCAAUGUCUUUCGAUAUUGUAUCAGACAAGAGUCAUCUUUAUCUAAGUCAACCGCAGAUACGCGUAAAUAAUGUUGAUCUCUCGGAAACUGAAUCAAACCUUAGCGACGAGGAAUGCAAAUCGCUCAAUGCUAGUCAAAUGAAUGUAGAAAAUUGGACCCUUACAAGAUCCUACGUAAGACGAGUGCCGGAUGCAGAGAAUGUAGCUGAGGGUAGAUCGAAUACUAAACGUAACAAAUUGCGUGUUAGAUCAUCUACAGGUAGCCGAGAGAAGUCUUCAUCGCGACGCAGUCCCAGAAGAACUGAAGUUUUUGAAGGACCACCGGUUCCACCCAGGCCGCCAAAAACAGUUACAAUAUUAGACCCGAAAGAGUCAUUCCAACUAGAGGAGAGGACAAAAGGAGAGAGAGAAGGACCAAAACUACAAGAGCCGGAGAUUGAGAUUGAUAAUUCUCCCCCUUUCCCGUGGAUUCGUUCAUCCUCCCGAAUGUCGGCGUCUACAUCCGCUUCCGCUGUACAAGCGAGAACUUUCAAGCCAAGAGUUGAUGAAAAUGAAGAAUGUUGCUUGACACAUGUAAGACACCAUUCACUGCAGCAGUACUGUAAUUUAUCCUCGCUGCCGCCAAUUGUUGAUCGUGCGUUGAAACCCAGAAUCGCCAACACUACCGUCGUCCAAAUUGAACACGUCGCCCAAGACUAUCAUAAUGUGUAUGGAAUAUGUGAGGGCUACGCUUGUGCUCAGCCUCAGCCCUCGACCAGUCGAAAGGAUACUGUGCGAACGUCUGAUGCCCUGCAAUACUUGGACCUGGACUUAAGUCCCAAAUCGCCUACCAAGGAUGGUAAACCAAGAGUGUAUCACUCCAAGUCGUUUUCUGCCGAGCCUCGCGCCGACUACAAAACUGUUGACUUCGUUAAAACUGAGGCUUUCAAUAUCACACGUCAGGACGCAGAGGCUUCUCGCAAUGUGCAACUCUGAUUAAGGCCAGUAUACGGGGCGGUAUAUAAAAAAUGUAUUAACAAGAAUGACUUGUAUAUACGUUAAGUUAUAUACCAUCUCGUAUAACGAAUUAUAAAUUCGUGGUGUGGACGUUUCAAACGAUUAUGUACUUUAAAGGAUCGACCUGUUCAAGGGAAGGUGAAAUUGUGUGUUUAAUGUUAGUUCUCAGUGUUGUUUUAAUGUUAACAUAUAAGGUAUAUAUUAUAUAUUUGAUGUUGAGUAAUAUAAAGUUGGAUAUGAAAACAUUGAUCAUAUUGAUAAAUUAAUUUGAAAAAUUUAAUUGGGCUAUCGAGAGAGUUUCAAAUAAGAAUUUUUAACAAUAUAAUCUGAGCACUUUAUAUGAUACAAUAAGUGUUGUAAUUGU
This is a messenger RNA of Leptidea sinapis, 2018 nucleotides long. RefSeq lists its product as uncharacterized. Bases 98 to 1633 code for a protein of 511 amino acids. The record is from RefSeq and is a predicted model, not a curated record. The transcript has 12 exons. Lineage: Eukaryota; Metazoa; Arthropoda; Insecta; Lepidoptera; Pieridae.